Betta splendens (Siamese fighting fish) is the source of this 10022-nucleotide messenger RNA. RefSeq names its product jumonji, AT rich interactive domain 2b (gene jarid2b). The record is from RefSeq and is a predicted model, not a curated record. Gene Ontology annotation, cellular component: nucleus. NCBI's taxonomy places the organism in Eukaryota, Metazoa, Chordata, Actinopteri, Anabantiformes, Osphronemidae. Bases 3673 to 7857 code for a protein of 1394 amino acids. Gene Ontology annotation, biological process: chromatin remodeling. Gene Ontology annotation, molecular function: histone demethylase activity; DNA binding. The transcript has 18 exons.
CUCAAAUUAGGUCAUUUGGCUUUGUUCUAUGUGAAGCUUGGGCUUAAUUUGUUGGGCUCAAUCGUGUGGUUUCUCACUUUCUUUAGAGAUUAUGUGUGAAGGGUGAGGAUGUUGAAGAGUAGCUGUGUGCGUGUGUGCGUGUGUGUGGGCCCUUGUCCUCUAAAGGCUUUGUGGUACAGGCCAAGCACAACACAGCUGCCCACCCACCCAAUCUCUCUCUCUCCCCCUUUGAAGCCUGUCCCAGUCCAGUAGAGUGGUACAGGGUCAGGAUGGAGAGGAGGAUUAACGAGGCCCCGGGUAUAUAUGGAUGAAAGGAUGGUGGGAUGAAUGGUCUUUAUGAAGUGUUAGAGGAGAGGAGGCAAGGCCAGGUGAUGACAGCCAGUGGACUUCGCUUCUAAAGCGGACACUGCGAUGGAGAGCCCAGAUCUAAGGUUUAGAUUAAAGCCCAGAUCCGUCCUGGAAGCGCCGGUAUCGACUGCAUUUCCGGUGCCGGUGUUUACAGCCGUGUUUAGUGUGUGUCGCACCGCCAGCUGCCAGUGGAUGUCAGAUGUCUUUGUCGGGACGAGUCUAGAUUCGUUUGUGACGUGAACUCAGUUCAGGUUGUCGUGAUUGUGUUGUGCGCGAGGCCGCGCGGACUCCUCUUUGUAAUCGGUGUUAUUCCACUGGCCGUUCGAACGGAUUCCUCAGAUCAAAGACGAGCGGCGCCUGAACGCAGCGCAGAGAGCUCACCGCCAUCUUAAUCGUCCCCAGCGCUGAGCCGCGGCGCCGCGUGGCAAUAAACUGACAAUGAUUGAUCUACGGUAUGAUUGUUUAUUUUGCUGCGCUGUCAAUGAUGGAUGGAGAUUUGUGCGUAUUUGAGAAGUCUGUGGAAUAUGGCGGCGGGGGGGGUGAAUGAACUUCCCUCAAGGAGAAAUACCGGCAGGUCUCUGGGGCGCCUGGUUAUCAUACGCGCUCAGUUCAAUUUAUUUCUCCAGUGCCAAAUAAAAUAAUCCUGUGAAUCGUCACAUUUUAGGGAUAUAAAGGUUUAAAGUCGCUUAACUGACCCCCACACGGGGCGACAGUGGAGUGGAGGAGCUUCCAUCCAGCAGAACCAGGCUCUGGGUGGGUGUCCGCCCGCCUCCGCCGGCUGGGUUGACGCUGUGGUGCUGUAACAUGAAGAAUAAAUAGCUGUGGCGUCGGCGCAGAUCUGCCCGUGUUGAGGAAUGCGCCUUGUUUUCGUCAGCAUCUGAGAAUCCAGGAAUGCUGAGAUUGACUGCGGCCCGAACAGAAGUUUCCCUCGGCCGCCAUUGUUUUCCUGGCAUCGCUGCAGCCUCCGAAGCUCGUGGCAACAAAGCGCAUCUCUAUAAAAAAAAAAAAAAAAUCCCCUAAGCUGUUGUUAUUCAGUGGGCUCUGUUGCCCCGUGCAGAUGCCAGUAGAUUGAAUUCAUCCUCACAGAAACCGCAUACAAACGUCGCCUCUGUCCACACAUGACGGCCUCGCAGCAGCAGGACGGUUCUAACACCCUUAGUUCCCAUCCCCCCUCGGAGCCCAAAAGGGAGCGGUGAGUGAAUAGAAAGGGGAACUGGAGACACAAUGCCUACCUGUCCUGCCUCCCCCUCUUCCCCCCCCGCUCCCCCGGGUGACACCCCUUCUCUUCCUCCUCGCUCGUCGUCGUCUCUGGCAGAAACCGCCUGACUCCUGGUGGCUUUCACGCCGGCAGAUGGCUCAAGCUGGGAGUUUCUCCAGCCCAGACUCAAAACAAAAUCGAACCCCGAAUCCUCCAUCCCCGCUGUACUAAUGCAUUUCCUUCUUUUUUCUGGUUUUACUCAUAACAGACGCCUUGCUUGUCUGCCAGUUUUUCGUAGACCAUGGAAACCAGGCUUCCCCUUCCUCACAUCUUGGUUCUCCCUUUAAAGAAGCCAGCGUCUCUGUGAACGCGAGCUCGUCUGAAGACAAAGGGGAAAUGCCUUGCUUCCACCGCCGUGUCUCGACAACAACAACACUUAGCACGUUUGCACAUGGUUAGCGAGGGCGAGGUCCAGAGCGAGGUGAGCGAGCGCGGCGGCGCUGGAGCACGCGCUGUGGACCGGCAGCGGCGUCCGGCGCUCCCCCGGUUUCGAGCGUCAAAGCCUGACUUUAAAGGAGCGUUUUUAUGUUGCUGAAUGGAAGCUGAAGACAUAAAAGCUCUUUUAGGUUAUUUUCAAAGCCUCGGAGGUGAGAAGCGCUGAUCCGGGACAACGGGGCCGUGACAGCUUUACUUCAAUUUGGGAUCAGGCUGGUGCGAAACAGUGCUUGAUACGAUGUUGGGCCGGAGAAUCCAACACUCCCAUUUCACCUUUCAGUUUCAAAUUAGAACCAUGUGACCAUAACCUCUUGUGGGCAGAGGAUUUGCACCCCAUCGGCAACUGAAAGGAACCCUUUUUCUUUUUUCUGCCUGGGUCCGCCACAGCACUUUGUCAUGUAAAGAGGCUCUUAUCUGGCUCUGGUUGGGGGUAAAGAGGCUGGAGAGGAAUAGCUAGCUGGAUCCCUGGGGCCAGUGGAGAUUGACGCAUGGUAAGUAAGUGACUGUGAUUGACGGGUCCUUUGAGCGGAAUGGCUUGUGCCCGCCCAGCGAUGCGUCUUCCGGGAGGUCAAUUCUGACCCUUUCUGGCCACCUGCUUGCCCCGACCCUUGACCUUUAUCUGGACUUCAGCACUGAAAGGCCCACGUCAUUGUCGCGCUUUAACUGCCUGUGGCCUUUCAUGGGAGGUUAUUAUGCAAGGGCUCUCUGUUUUUUCCACUACGUACACAAGCCGUUCUAUAGUUGAAUACAUCAUUUUAAUGCUGCAGUGCUUCUCUACCUACGCGCUAAAUACCUAUGUGACCCCAUUUUUACUGCUUGAAAACUCGGAGCCAUCUCGCUGAACGUUUCCGCUAACGAUUUCUCAAUUUGGCCCAGGUUGCCCACCUCCCACCGCAGCCUCUGCUGUGCUCCUUGAGCGCUACAUUUGUUCUGCGGGCCAACAAUGACAAGUUAAUGGCUCAAGCAACGGCUGGGAAAUGUAGCGAUUUUAUAAAGCGUGAUUUAAUUUCCCUCAUUCGGGCUAAAUUGGACUGUGGUGUUGGCGUAAAUAAAUAAAAAGCACCUGGACCUGAGUCAGUCGAACGGUGCUCUCUGCUCUGAAGGUUGCCGUCGUAGAGUCGUAAUGGUGUUUUCCUGACUUGAUUUGAGGACCUUUUUAAUGAUUUUCAAUGAUGCAUAUUACACAUUUAUUAUCGUUAAGGUUUCAUCAAACUUUAUUGGCGGCGGAGGUUUGAGUUGUUUGAGUCUAACGUUAUUGCAGCAUAUGUGGUUUGGGUUUAAUGCAUAUUCAGUUUCAGGUGACAUUAUGUAGACGCUAAAAGGUUUCACGCCGACACACACGUGAAUUGAAGGAGCACACACCCUCCCCUCUCCCACUCCCUCCCUCCUCUCUUUGAUAGAGAAUUAUCUCGGUGACCAGGAGACGCACCAAAGUAAUAACAGGCCUUAACUAUUGACCCACCCCACAGCGUCUGCACAGCACUUUGCUGAAUAACGCUGCUGACGCCAGCUCCCGCCAUGCAACGCAAGCCCCUGUGUACACAUGGAGUCUCAUUUCCAUGAGGAACCUAGUUCAGUAGACCUGGAGCCAGAGGGACGACAGCGAUGGGAUCCCGUGGUCGGAGGAGCGGAUGAUGCGGAAGGUGCUCUACCUCUCCCUAAAGGAGUUCAGGAGCGCGCAGAAACGGCAGCUGGACGAUGGGACCACAACCACCAACGGUUCCCUCACCAACGGGGGCAUCUCGGGGUCAAAGGGCAGCCACAGAGAAGACGGGUCAUUACGCUCCAAAGGCCUGGCUGGGAGCAGCGAGUACUGCGAGGACGGUCCUGCAAAGAAGAGGCCUCGACUCCAGGCUCAGAGGAAGUUCGCCCAGUCGCAGCCCAACUCCCCCAGCACCACGCCCAUCAAGGUGGCCGAGCCCGGCGGCCUGAGCGCGGCCCCGCCCCCGGCGCCGUCCGCGUCGCUGUCGUCGCUCGCCUCCGCGUCCCUGUCCGCCUCCAUCCAGGAGCUGUCCCGACGCAAGCCCAAGACGGAGGACUUCCUCACCUUCCUCUGCCUCCGAGGCUCAUCGGCGCUGCCCAACAACAUGGCCUACUUCGGGAGCUCCCAGGAGGAGGACGACCUGGAGGAGGAGGACGAGGAGGAGGAGGAGGAGGUGAGGAACGGCGGCGGCGGCGUCCACUCGCACGGCGCCGGGAGCGGCAGCCAGGCCUCCACCUCCUCGUCCUGUCACUCCACACCCUGCAAGGGCCGGCCGGCGACCAGGCAGCCGCUCAACGGCCACGUGUUCAACAGUCACGGCAGAGCGGGCACCAGGGAGAGUCCGAGGCCCAAGGCCGGGGCCCAUGGCAGGGACGUGCCGGCGCCGCCGCCUCCUCCGCCGCCGCCGCCGCUCCUGCGGGAGCGCAGCGAGCGGGCGGAGGCGCGGGAGCACGCCAGGGAGCAGGCCAUGGCCGGCGGUCGGGGCUCCGCCAGCGGGGGGCCGCUGAGGAGGGCCGCCGAGGAGCUACGCAAGCAGGUCUCCAAAGUGAACGGGUUGACGCGGGCAGGCUCGGCACAAGCUGUGGGUAGUGCCAAAAAGAGCUGUGACUUCCGACUGCCGUCCAAAACUGUGAAGAAGUACACAGCCACCGUGUCCAAGGGCCACGUCACCUACACCAAAGCCAAACAGAAAGAACUGGGCAAGAAAACCAAACUCAGCAGCAACAAACACAACAGCGCCGCCUCGGCACCAUCGUCAGCGAACAAUCACAAUCAGCACAGCCAGCCAGCAGCCAGCAACGGGCUGGCCCACUCAGGAAAAGCAGCGGCACCAGCCCACCACAGCAAUGCAAAAACCCGCAAACAGGUGCUACUCUCCGCCGGGCCGCACCACGCGGCCGCCGGCGCCCGCCUCAACGGCCGGCUCAACGGCCAGCGGCACAACAGCCUGGCCAGGGAGGCGGCGCCGAAGCCGUGCCCCGGCGAGUGCCCGGGCCGGGAAGGCCUGCGCAACUCCAAGCGGCGCCUGGAGGGGGCGCUCGGCUCGGCGGGCGGCGCCGAGCCGAGCGCCAGGGCCGCCGGCGCGGACGCCAAGAGGGCCAGGCUGCAGUCGGCGCCCGUGGAGACGCGGAGCAGCAGCAAGAAGGCGGCCCCUCGAGACAAAGCCGCCGCGGCCCCACUUUCCAAUGGACACGAACCAGAAACGCCCGCCUCCCCCAAGCAGACCCCCCCCGCCACCCCCCCUCCUCCCCCCGUCACACCGCCCCCUCCUUCCACACCAGCAGCCAACGCGGAGCCGGUGAACCAGCGACCCAAGCGGGCGUCGGCGGGGAAGCUGAUGUUGAUACGACAAGCACAGCAGCAGCAGAGCAGGUCUCACGCUCGGAGCUCCUCCUCCUCCUCCCCCUCAUCCGGCCCAAAUCACCCACAGAACCCAAGUGGUGCCAGCACUACCUCAGACCCCCAGCAAACCUCUGUGUCCUCCUCCGCCGCCGCCGCCGCCUCCCCCCCGCUGGCUUCGGCCGGCAGCCCCGGACAGCUCAGAGCGGCGGCGCCGCGGCCCGCCGACCGCGACAAGGAGUGGGAGCGCGAGAAGGAGCUGACGCGGCAGAAGGAGCGCGAGCAGGAGAAGGAGUGGGAGCGCCAGCGGAGCCGGUCCGAGGGCUGGGCGGCGCUGGGGGCCGUGCCCGUCUGCCGGCCGGCGCCGCGGGAGUUCCAGGACCCCCUGGUGUACCUGGACUCGGUGCGGGAGCAGGCCGAGGCGGCCGGCAUGUGCCGCGUCAUACCGCCUCCGGACUGGCGGCCGGAGUGCAAGCUCAGCGAGGAGAUGCGGUUCGUUACACAGGUGCAGAGGGUCCACAUGCUGGGCCGGCGGUGGGGCCCCAACGUGCAGCGGAUGGCCUGCAUCCGCAAGCACCUCAAAUCUCAGGGCAUUACCAUGGACGAGCCACCUGUCAUUGGUGGCUGUGAAGUGGACCUGUCACGUUUUUUCCAGCUCAUCAACGACAUGGGCGGCAUGCAGCAGGUGAUGGACCUGAAGAAGUGGACCAAGCUGGCGGACCUGCUGCGCAUCCCCAAGUCCGCGCAGGACCGCCUGGCCAAGCUGCAGGAGGCCUACCUCCAGUACAUCCUCUCCUACGACUCGCUCGGCGCCGAGGAGCGCCUGCGCAUGCAGGCCGAGGUGCUGCAGGAGAAGAAGAGCCUGGAGUCGCGGCGCGGCCCGCUGGAGGGCCUGUCGGACGCCGCGGCGCCCAACGCUCUGGUGCUGCCGCGGUACGAGCCCAAGAACGGGUUGGUGGGCGGCGUGGUGGGCGGGGCCACGGGCCACCAACGCACCAAUGGAGUGUAUCACCGUCUGAAGGAGCUGGAAGCUCAGGUCAAAGCGGGCCGGCGCCGGCUCUUCGCUCAGGAAAAACAAGGCAAAGAGGACAGGCAGCAUGAGGAGGAGCAGGAGGAGCAGGACAGGGGCGUUCUCAGUGACCAGCACAAAUGUAUUUACAAGGGUAAAUCGGUGUCUUUGACGAACUUCUUCAGGAUAGCCCGAAACACCAUGACUAUGUGCUUUAACAAGGAACCAGGGGCCGCUGAGGUGGAGCAAGAGUACUGGAGGAUCGUGGAGCAGAGGGACACCCACGUGGCAGUGCAUUGUGGGAAGGUGGACACCAGUACACAUGGCAGUGGUUUCCCCACAGGAAAGUCAGAGCCAUUUUCAAAACAUGGAUGGAACCUCACUGUCCUUCCCAAUAACUCUGGAUCCAUUUUGAGGCAUCUGGGUGCUGUGCCUGGGGUGACCAUUCCCUGGCUAAACAUCGGCAUGGUCUUUUCUACCUCAUGCUGGUCUUGUGACCAAAACCGCCUUCCAUAUAUUGAUUACUUACACACUGGUGCUGACUGCAUUUGGUAUGCUAUCCCUGCUGAGGAGAAGGCUAAGCUGGGCGAGGUGGUCCAUACACUGCUUCAGGCUAAUGGCACCCCAGGACUAGAAAUGUUGGAGAAGAACAUAAUGAUCUCUCCAGAGGUGUUGUGCCGCGAGGGCAUCAAGGUUUAUCGCACGGUCCAGCGGAGCGGCCAGUUCGUGGUCUGCUUCCCCGGUGCCUUCGUCUCUAAAGUGUGCUGUGGCUACAGUGUAUCAGAGACGGUGCACUUUGCCACACCACACUGGAUGAACCUGGGCUACCAGGCUUCAAAGGACCUGAAAUGUCGCCGCAUAGCCAAGCCGUUCUCCAUGGAGAAGCUACUGUACCAGAUCGCUACGGCCGAGUCCAAGAGGGACAACGGCUUCCUCCUCUCCACCAUCUCCGCCCUACUCAAAGACCUCAGGAACAUCGAAAUGCGCCAGCGCCAGGAACUGUACAAGGCAGGUUUGCUGUCAUCCGCUCGAUACGGCACCCACGACGGCAACCUCGUCCCCGGUGACGGGCGCAAGAAGCCCCGUGGGAAGUGGCUGGCGCUGGAGUCGUCAGAGCGACGCUGCCAGAUCUGUCAGCACCUCUGCUACCUGUCCAUGGUGGUUCAGGAGACUGACAACGUGGUCUUCUGUCUGGAGUGUGCCCUGCGCUACGUGGAGAAACACAAGUCCUGCAGAGGCCUUAAGAUGAUGUACCGAUACGAUGAGGAGCAAAUCAACAGUUUGGUGAACCAGGUGUGUGGACGGGCCAUGAUCAAGAACAGCGGUGGCGUGGUGGUGGUGAGCGGAGCGGGGGGGGACCCCUGCCUCGGCUUGAGCCCCAAAGCGUCGCCGGCCAAGCGGGGCCCCCGCAAGCGCGCCACCGUGGAGGUGUCCCUGGCACGUCUGUCCUCCAGCCACAUGCCCAAAGCGGCGGCUGUGUCGUAAAGGCCCCGCCUCCGCCCUCAGUCCUUUCACAUUAAGCCAGGCUCACUAUCAAUCCAUCCACCCAAUAUUUAAGAGAUUGUUUUUGAGCUUUGAGAAAAACCCUCAACUGACCUCAGUCCCCCCCCCUCCAAAAAUAUUCACCUCCCUCCUUAGUAUGACAGGCUUGUUUGUAAAAAAAAAAUAAAAGCAAAAAAAGAAAAAAAAAUGGGGAAAAAAGAAAAGCAAGAUGUCUUUUUUGCACUAGUGUGAAAGAAGAAUUUGUUUUUAUUCUGGAUGAUUUUAGUGCCCCCACCCCCCUUAACAACAUUACAAGCAUUAAGUGUGACCAUCACAGACGACUUGAUGGGCCCUGAAAUAACCUUCACCUCCAGCCUCCUUUCACUAAAACAAGGUUACAGUUGUUACCGCCGUCUUGCAUCACUCUUUUCCCUGAACCCACUGAAACCCACCCCUUCUCAUCGCGCGUCACUCAACUGUGAACAUGGGACGAAGAAAAAGGCGUCCUUUUAUUUUUGUUUUUUUUUUCUUCCCUGGAUUUUUUAAAUGAAAAUGACAUCAAGUAGUUACCCAAAGUCUCUCUAUCCUUGGUUUGAGGAGAAGAGUCCUUUUCUAUUGAUUUGUAUGCGUUCCUGAUGCAGCUCCUGCAUUUUUUAAGGGGGUUUGGCGAUGCGAGGUAAAAACUUGAAAGACAGAUGAUGUUGGUUUAUCGUUACUUGGAUAUGGUUUUCUUCCAAGUUCUAUUUUGAAUUUUAGCUUUCCUUUGUUCUAGAUUUUGGCAAGAAGUCUUUUGUGUAUUUUUUUGUCAUUGUGGAUGCUUCUGUUCGUUGGUGGAUGUGAGAUGGGGCAGAGCUACAGCUGCUGGACCUGUGACAGGUCACCGCUCACCUCACUUCCUGGUAGUAUGGAGGGAUCCCUCCUUCGCUAGCGAGUGAAAAAUCGUGCCUGAAACUUGGCGAGGAGAUCCAUUUUAUUGGUGCUGUUGGUUAUAAUUACUGUAUAACAACACAAUUAAAAAAUCUGGGGGGUUUGCGCCUGCUAUCAACCAGCUCACGCAGCCCCCCCACCCCACAGGGCAGAAAGGCUUUCAGGCUUUUCUGGUUCUAGAUGUGCAAUCGUGUUAACAUUCCAUUCUUCCAGUCCUCUUGUUUCAUCUGUACCAGUAAACAUUAAUUAUUAUAUAUUAUUAUUAUUAUUGUUUUGUUUUUUUAUGUUUGUUGAUGUGUUAUCUCAAGUAGAGCCACUAGAUAAAGAGUGUAAAAUGUGAAAUAUCAAAUCCAAGUUUUUUUUUCUUUAAACAUCUUUUUGCUUUUGCAUUUUUGUCCUUUUUCCAGAUAUAUUGAGUGAUUUUUCAGAGAGGAAAAAGUCCAACACAAACAAAACAUCAUUUUUUUUUGUACAUAAUCCUGUAAAUUUUUUUAAAUACUUGAGCCUUUUUCUGGGGUUAAGAAAGAAAGGAAGGAAUAGAGAAGUUUCAGACAAGAGUGCUCGAUGAAGAAAAAGCCUUACAUUUCCCUUUCUUCAUCCAUGUGAGUGUGACGCUUACAGGGUUGCUCUGGUGAACGUGUAUACAAAUUUUAAGUGCUGCUUAUAUCAUUAAGAAAGAAGAUAUUGAGUAGCCAAUGACUGCCCCCCAACCUAGUUUUGUUUGUUUAGCUUUACUUUUUUAAAGAAAAGGGAAAAAAAGAUAUGUUGAAAAAAAAAUGGGUUUUUACAUUUUCAUUACUGAAAAUUCAACAAAAAUGUAGUAGCUACUCAUGUUGCACUGAGCUUGCCAGUGGUGACUGUCAAGGAAAAUCCUAUAAUCCAGUUUGUUGGUCGUUGUCCCUCGCAGAAGACUGAACUGUUCUAGGACUAUUUAAUGAAAUACCAAGUUGGGUGUUUUCAGCAUAAAAAAAGUGGUUGUCAAGUUUUUAUGGCCUUACAAUAUAUUUUAUUCAGACAGGAUUUCAGUUAUAUUAUUGUUUGUUUCUUCCAUUUUCUACAGUAUAAACUACUUGCUCACAGUGGGGUCUCUGGUGACUUAAUUUAUUAGUGCCGCAUCUCGGCCUUUCCCGCCACUUGGAAAGAGUCUCAUGUUGGUUAUAUUGACUGUUUUUUACUUUUGCAGUUUGUACUUAAGGUUUAAUAAAAACUUACCGACAAUUCACGGUCAUUUCUUUCCCGCA